Molecule: messenger RNA, 954 nt
Organism: Melospiza melodia melodia
Lineage: Eukaryota; Metazoa; Chordata; Aves; Passeriformes; Passerellidae
Gene: NRG4
Product: neuregulin 4
Exons: 7
Coding region: 391-741 (116 amino acids)
Biological process (GO): positive regulation of cell population proliferation; positive regulation of mitotic nuclear division; epidermal growth factor receptor signaling pathway
Molecular function (GO): growth factor activity; epidermal growth factor receptor binding
Source: RefSeq, a predicted model, not a curated record
GCCCGGAGCGCCGCGCCCGCCCCGCUCUGCCCCGGGCCUGGAGGCCGGCAUUACAUAACGGCACCGGAGCGAGCAGCUGCAGCAUCCCAGCAUGCGGAUUAGGGAUUACGUUGAUUCAGCAGAUUGUCCUGUGCAUGUCUGAGAAAGAUUACACCAGCAGAGUUAAGAAUACCCGUUUGCUGUGAGCAAAGUGGAGCUGUGAGCCACCUUUGGGUGGGGACCUUGCUGUUACAGCCCAGUGUCACAGGGAGCUGCCAGUUCUCAUUGUCCUGUAUGGACAGGACAGGUAAAAAGCUAGAGAAGCCACGUGAGGUCCCAUGAAAACCAGAACCAGCUGCUUAUAAAGUGCUGUUGCCUCUGACCAAGAACAAAAAUUGUUGUGGGAAUAAUAUGCGAACAGAUCAUGAAGAACUCUGUGGCACCAGUUAUGGAUCUUUUUGUCUAAAUGGAGGGAUUUGUUAUAUGAUUCCUACUGUAUCCAGUCCAUUCUGCAGGUGUGUUGAGAAUUACACAGGAGCUCGUUGUGAGGAAGUUUUGCUGCCCAGCAUCAAAUCCCAAACAAAAGGUGACCUGUUUGCAGCUUUCUUGGCUUCCCUUCUUCUUCUAGGAGUUCUUGUAAUUGGAGCAUUCUACUUCUUUUGCAGGAAAGUUUCCAUUCCAAGGACAAGUUCUUCAGAGUGUGGUGCCAACCUAGUUGAAACUACAAGCAGCAAUGGCUGCAACAAAAUAACAACAGCCUAAAGCAUUAGAGAGGAAGAAUGGUGGAGAAACAACAUGCAAAGGAACCAUAAGAAUCUAAAUGGUAGAGGGUGACAUGGUAAGCAAGAUGAGAGAAGAAAGUUGACUGAAACAGGAGGCUGACACAUUGGAGAAGACAUCUAAGACUUAAACAGUUGCACUUAAUGGAGUUUCUAUGUACUUUUAAAACUGUCAAUUAUACAGAAAUGACUAUAA